This is a messenger RNA of Paramecium primaurelia, 175 nucleotides long. The record is from the annotation of a GenBank genome assembly. Lineage: Eukaryota; Ciliophora; Oligohymenophorea; Peniculida; Parameciidae.
AUGAAAGAACUUCAAGAAGAAUUCGAAAAUAAUGGAGAGAAAUAAAGAUAAAAAUUUUUAAAGCAUUUCUAUGAGAUACUUGAUGUAUUGAUGUAAAUAUAUUUUAUAGAAUCCUAAAAAUGAUUAGAUCAUAAGAUGGCAUGAACAUGGGUUUUGUUAUAUGGAAUGUAGAUGA